UGUGUGGGCAUUGAAAGACGAGUAGAAUUCCAGCAGCAUCUACUGGGAACAGCCGCCUGCAAGAAGUGAUGCCCUCCAUGAGAUCGAGGGCUCCUGGUGACCUCUUUCCCAAAAGAGAAGCAUCAGGAGGGCCCCAUCUGCUUAGCCAGCAGAUACACACAAUAUACCAAAGCAAAUGAGUCUGCUGGUCUGAGUGCCUGCCAAUCCAAGCCUGAGAAGAGCAUCAAGUUGCAUUGACCCACCUCCAGCAGGGGAACUUGGAGAGUAUAUAAAGCUGAAACCCCAGAUUUUGCUGUAGCUGGAAGCUCUCCCAACAUGGGCUGCCAAGCCCUCCUCCUUUGGCUGCUGUUCUUCCAUGCCAUUAUUCUACCUGAAGCAGUUUGUUAUAGGAGGGACGUGGGAGGAUCCAGAAGAAGGCUAUGGCGCAGACACGCUGAGAGAAGCACUGUCCGAGAUACACCUGUGACUGAGCAAGGUGAGUAUGAAAAUGAACCCCUGCAAACUUUUGAUCCUGAGAUCCUAACACCAUUUCCUGGUGAGGCUGAGUACUUAGAGCUUACCUCAGGUGAUGGAAAUUCAGCAAUCAUAUUAUCAGUUCUACCUGCUGCCAUCUCAACUCUACUCCCUCCUACAACUGCUGCACAUUCAACAUCGUCAGCAGAUAACGAAAAGUUACCAACUACCCUAGCAGUGCUACCUGUGGUCGACUCAGCAUCUGCCAGCCGCAGGGCCAGUGUGCCUGGGCCCAGUCCUUCAGUUGAGAUCACCUCAGAGACUUCAUUGACCACAACCCCUGUGUCCUCCACACCUUCAUCAACAGGUGCUGAUGGUUCUCCAGCCCCCUCCCCCACCACAGGGGCUCAAGUGGCUUCUACAUUGGACAUGCUCCCAGGUCAAGCACUGUCAUUAGCUGUGCCUACCUCAGAGCCCACUGUGCUUCCCCCAACUCCUCCUCCAACAGGUGCUGGAUUAUCUGCAACCACAGCCAUAACAGAGCCUGCAGCCCUGCCAUCCACAGCCAUGCCUCUGGCAGGUGCUGGCAAUUCACCAGGUCCCACUCCAUUCACAGAACCUGAAGCUGUCACUUCAUCAUACACACCAUCAGGUCAAGCACUGUUAUUAGCUGCGCCCACCACAAAGCCUGCUGUGCUUCUCUCAACCCUCUCUCUAACGGGUGAUGAAUUAUCUGCAACCAUAGCCACAACAGAGGCUGUGACCCUGACAUCCACACCCAUGCCCCCAGCAGAAAAAUCUCGGUGUGGUGGCAUUAUUACUAACUCAUCUGGAGCGAUUAGGAAUCCCCCACAGAAUGAAAUGCAUGACAAUAUCACUUGCGUGUGGGAAAUUAAGGCGAAUGCAUCUGAUCAUAUACUGCUGGCAUUUCCACAUCUUGAUCUCGACUGCACCAAUGAGUAUUUUGAAAUCCUGGAUGGUCCUCCAUCCUCAACAAAGUCAUUGGGAAAGACCUGCUCUGGCUUCCGCCCCACCUACGUCUCCUCCUCCAGCUCAAUGACCCUCGUGUAUUUCCGAAGCUUCAACAACCUAGGAAAAAACUUCAUUGCUUAUUAUUAUUCUGCAACCAAAGAGGCAAUGUUGCAGACCCCACAUCUAAUCACCACCCCAACAGCAACACCCAGGACAGUAAUAGCAAGAGCAGGGGAUUGGCCAGAGCUGCGGCUGGUGGGUGGCUCUGGCCGGUGCUCAGGACGCGUGGAGAUUCUCCACCAGGGCACCUGGGGCACUGUGUGUGAUGACCUGUGGGACCUGAAUGAAGCUGAGGUUGUGUGCCGGCAGCUUGGGUGUGGUCGAGCCAUGUCUGCCCUUGGGAAGGCCCACUUUGGCCCCGGCUCAGGAGACAUCUUCCUGGACAACCUCCAGUGCGCUGGUAUGGAGCGCUACCUGGGCCAGUGCGCACACUCGGGCUGGUCAGAGCACAACUGUGGCCACCACGAGGAUGCCAGUGUCAUCUGCUCAGAUGCUGAAGAAUCACUUGCUACCAGUCCAGAGGACUGGCCAGAGCUACAGCUGAUGGGCGGCUCAGGCCCGUGCUCGGGACGUGUGGAGAUUUUCCACCAGGGUGCCUGGGGCACCGUGUGCGAUGACUUGUGGGACCUCAAUGAAGCCGAGGUUGUGUGCCGGCAGCUCGGUUGUGGGCAGGCUGUUUCUAGCCCUGGCGAGGCCUACUUUGGCCCAGGCUCAGGAGACAUCUUCCUGGACAACCUCCAGUGCUCUGGGGUAGAGCACUACCUGGGCCAGUGUGCCCACUUGGGCUGGUCAGAACACAACUGUGGCCACCACGAGGAUGCCGGUGUCAUCUGCUCAGAUGCAGAAGACCUACCUCCAGCCACACCUCCAGGUUCUUCUGCAGCUUCUCAGGAUCACAUAAAAGGAGGAAGUAACCCUUGUGGAGGGGUCAUUUCUAGAUUCUCUGGCUCAUUUUCUAGUCCACAGUAUCCAGAAAACUACCCAACAGACAUCCAAUGUGUUUGGGAGAUCCACGUGGAUACAAAAUUUUGCAUAGAACUCAUAAUUCCAAGUUUGAAGCUGGAAGAUAUCCUUGGAUGUCCCUAUGACUCUGUUGAAAUCUUCGAUGGCCCCAGGAUUGCCUCACUCUCCAUGGGGAAGUUCUGUGCCCCUGCAACUGUGAUCUUCUUCUCCUCCUCACACAUCAUGACAGUGGUGUUCCAAAGUGAUUCUAUAAUAACCAACACUGGCUUUUACGCUCUUUUUAACGCCAUUCCUCAGGGUGAAAGGCAGUCAGAUGCUGGAGACUGGGCUCCAGUUGUGACUCCUGCACCCCCAGCUACCAUUCCUCCAGCCCCUAUACCACAAGGAGGAAGUAACUCUUGUGGAGGAGUAAUCUCAAGUCUGUCAGGUUCCUUCUCCAGCCCUUGGUACCCUAUAAACUACCCCACCAAUGUGGAGUGUGUCUGGGUGAUACACGUGGCUGAGAAAUUCCACAUAGAACUGAUGAUCCCAAGCCUGAAAUUAGAGGACAUCUAUGGGUGUCCUUACGACUUUAUUGAACUGUUCGAUGGACCACAGGCUGCCUCACUGUCCAUGGGCCGGUUUUGUGCUGGGGCAGAGCUCUCGUUUCUCUCUUCUUCAAACAUCAUGACUGCAGUGUUCAGAAGUGACCCCAUCAUCACCAACACAGGGUUUUAUGCUCUGUACAACACAGUUCAGCAAGAUGAAAGGGAGAGCGGUAUGUCCCUGCGAUUGGUGAAUGGCAGCCACAGGUGUGAGGGCCGGGUGGAGGUCUCCUACAAUGGCACCUGGGGCACGGUGUGUGAUGACAGCUGGGACCUGACGGAUGCCAGGGUGGUGUGCCAGCAACUCGGCUGUGGUGAGGCCCUGUCAGCCCUGUCUCAGAGCUACUUUGAUGGUGGCACUGGCCACAUCAUUCUGGAUGACGUGCAGUGCACAGGAAGUGAAGCCAAGGUGUGGCAAUGCAUGCACAAAGGGUGGUUCUCCCAUAACUGCGGACACCACGAAGAUGCUAGCGUCAUCUGCUCAGGUGUUGAUGGCAAACCAAACGUAGAACGAACAGGUAUGGCUUUUCUAUACAGUUCUACCUGUUGCCAGGUCCCUCACGUGGUGAAUCCUGGUGACACUUACAUCCUGAGGUUGGGACCCCAUCCAGUUAAAUUCUCUGUUGCUAAAUAAAAAGAGCAAUGCAGCCCAGUAGAGCUGACAAAAUGGUGAGGCCAUGGGACAGUCGAGGACAACGGAAUGGUAGGAGGGAGGGAGAGUUCAGAUUCAACAGGAAUGCAAUCCCUGGUCAUUCAGUAUCUGCUGUGAGGAGAGGGGUAACUGCUUGUAGGGAUGUUUACACUGUAGGAUGCUGGAGGGAAAAAAAAGACAUCCCAGGUCAGCCCUCAACAAGUUUAUCUAAUGACACUCAUCCAUGCAUGGAGUGUGCAAGUGUCUGAACCCUGGAGGAGCCAGAGGCAUCUCUGUCCCUUGAGCCACAGAGAAAUCACAGCUUUAUAGUGUCAGUGUUUCUGAGUAUUUUCAAGGAAC
Cebus imitator (Panamanian white-faced capuchin) is the source of this 4023-nucleotide messenger RNA. RefSeq names its product putative DMBT1-like protein. Gene Ontology annotation, cellular component: membrane. NCBI's taxonomy places the organism in Eukaryota, Metazoa, Chordata, Mammalia, Primates, Cebidae. Bases 316 to 3666 code for a protein of 1116 amino acids. The transcript is spliced from 34 exons. The record is from RefSeq and is a predicted model, not a curated record.